CGGGGCGUGGCCACGAUGGCCAGGCACACUCGCGGCGGGUGUCCCGGCUAAAGCUAAACGCUGAACUUCGUGCUUUGGAGAAACGUUAAGGUUAUCCGGUUCCUGCAAGUCAUCCGGGGCCCGGUCCGGAUUCCAGGCUAAACAUGGUGGUGAUGAGUAGCCUGAGGGUCGUUCUUCAAGCCUCUCCAUGCAAGUCACUGUGGAGAAGAUUCCAGACCCCCAGGUUCGUGCCAGCGAGGCCCUGCAGCCUCUACACCUGCACAUACAAAAGCCGGAACCGAGCCCUGCACCCGCUGUGGGAGACCGUGGACCUGGUCCCGGGGGGCGAGCGCCAGUCGCCCAUCAACAUCCGCUGGAGGGACAGCGUCUAUGAUCCUGGCUUAAAACCGCUCACCAUCUCUUACGACCCGACCACCUGCCUCCACGUCUGGAAUAACGGGUACUCUUUCCUGGUGGAAUUUGAAGAUUCUACAGAUAAGUCAGUGAUCGAGGGAGGACCCCUGGAGCACAACUACCGGUUAAAGCAAUUCCAUUUUCACUGGGGGGCCAUCGAUGCCUGGGGCUCCGAGCACACCGUGGACAGCAAAUGUUACCCAGCAGAGCUGCACUUGGUGCAUUGGAAUGCAGUCAGAUUUGAAAACUUUGAGGAUGCAGCACUGGAAGAACAUGGCUUGGCUGUGAUCGGAGUAUUUUUAAAGCUAGGCAAACAUCACAAAGAGCUGCAGAAAUUGGUGGAUACUUUGCCAUCGAUCAAGCAUAAGGACACCCUUGUGGAAUUUGGGUCAUUUGAUCCUUCCUGCCUGAUGCCUGCCUGCCCAGAUUACUGGACCUACUCGGGGUCCCUGACUACCCCCCCACUCUCCGAGUCCGUCACCUGGAUCAUUAAGAAGCAGCCCGUAGAGGUUGAUCACGAUCAGCUUGAGCAGUUUCGGACCCUGCUUUUCACUUCAGAGGGGGAGAAAGAGAAAAGAAUGGUGGACAAUUUCCGCCCCCUUCAGCCCCUAAUGAAUCGCACUGUCCGCUCUUCCUUCCGUCAUGAUUAUGUACUGAAUAUACAAGCGAAACCCCAGCCGUCAACUAGCCAAGUGAUCCCCUGAGGAGUUCAUCUCUAGGCAGCGCUUUGCUUGAAUAAAUACUAGCUUUUUAAAUAUUGCUAACUGGACUAUUCUAAACACCUGCGUUUAAUAAUAAUUAUAGAUGUGCAUUUCUUGGUGUGGCAGUGCUCCAUCAGUCUUGGAGGAAAGCUCUUUGGUAAAUGAGUUCUUCAUUUGAUUGAAAAUGACAUUUAACACUGAACUAGCAGCAAGAGACAGGAGUUUCUCCUACAGUAACCUGUUGGGUAAUUGUAAUGUCUUUUUACAUCUGAUAUUUCUGUGCUGCCUCUUUAUGUUUAUUAGUUAGUAGUUCUGUAGAGUUAUAAGCAGGGAUGGUAACCAAAAUAUGUAACAACUAGAAAGGCAGACACUGACCAUCCAGAAAGCAGGCCUUUGAGAAACAGCCCGAGGGCCCAAACUGGUACUUCCUGGCUUGCUGAACGCUGGCCAUUGUUUUCGGUAUUUUUAUGUCAAAACAUGAAUGUAUACUCUUUUCUGAGGCCUUCGCAAUGAGUAUAUUUGCUCUGAUCUUUAGUUGCCGUUCCUAGUACAUGAUAUGCUUACUUAGUAUCAAUUUAUGAUAUACAAAAAGUAUUUUGUAGUUCAAAGAAGAUAAGAAUUUACUUCUAACUGGGAAUCCUUUUGUACUUCUGAAGAUUAGAUAUAUUAGUUCAAAACUUGAUCACAUAGAAAGCAUAUGCAGAACAUUUUAAAAGAAAAUGCUUGAAGUGCCUAGAAUUUAAAAUUCUUUCAUGAAUAUUUACAGAAAUCUUUUUCAAAAGACUAGUAAUAUAGUAAUAUAGUCUAUAGUGUUAUUUUGCAUUGUCUGUACGUGGUUUCAUAAAAUAUAAUCUUUUCCACAAUGAUAGAACUAUCUUGAUUUCCCUUGAAAACUGUCUGAACUUUAUUAGUUGAGGUUCUAUGCCUCAUGUUUCCAAUUUACACAGUGGUUUAGAAGAUUUUGCUAUAGUAAAAGAAGAGAAACUUAACAGGCUAAAGUCUAGAGAAUUCUGCAUAUUCUGAAGAAGCCAUGCCAUUGUUGCCUUUGCUUAUAAAUAUCUUGGAAUGUUUCUAAUUGCCUAUAAGCCUGUGUUCAAACUCAUAUUGCAUUUACUAGUGGUAUUUCUUUCAUUACUAUGCUAAUCAUCUGAUCUGCAAGGUAAGGUUGGAUAAGUAGACUUAACACUACUGAACUGUACACUGGAAAAGGUUAAGCUGGUUAAUUUUAUGUAUGUUCUACCACGAUUAAAAAUAAAUAAUACCUUCAGUAGGAAAAAAAAAAAAAAAAAAGGUUGGAGCUACCUGUGUAAGUUUGGGGGGAUAGCUGUUCUUUAAAAAGGGAGGUUGGUAAAGGCAUUUGCUUCUAGAGUACACAUCUUCUCUGGGAAGAAAAUGAAUAAAAUUCUUAAGAUAAAUGGGGAGGAGGUUUAUGUUAAGUGUAUGUAAUUGAUCUGCUCAAACCAUAGUUAUUUUAAGAGGGUAAACACAAAAGAAACACAUUUUCCAGUGCACAUGGGCUUCCCUCCUAGGCCUCUCACAAGUUCCUUGUGCAAAAUUCUCUUGCAGUGAGUCUUCCAGAUCGGAGUAAGAGCCCAUGUACCAAGGCCUGAUUUGUCCUUAAAUCUUAGAGCUACAAAGGUGUAUUUAUUGGGUGUGUCCCGGUUUGCCACUUGUGAUUCACUUGCACCUUGGGUUCUGGUGUGAUUAUUAGCAGCAGUCUCUCACUCAGCCGUGUCCUGGUUUGCAUGAUAAAUUCUUGGUCACCUUCUCCAGAGAGGUUAUGGAAAUUGCCUUGGGGAGGUGUGCUUUCCACCCCCUGCCUUAGUCAUAUGACCUUAGUCAUAGCACAGAGGGGUGCUAUAGAUUCUGGGGCUACUGAGACACCCUAACAAGAAACUUUUUGUCUUCUACGCCUCCAAAAGUGCUUCACUUGUACCUUCCUAAACUUGAAAGGGGAAAAUGGGCUUGAGGUCUGUCAGCGGGCUUGAGAAAGAAUUUUGUAUUACCAUUGCUGCUCAUCCUCAUUAAAUAUUAUAAUAAAACCCUUUCUUUACAAUAUUAA
Messenger RNA from Neogale vison (American mink), 3156 nucleotides. RefSeq names its product carbonic anhydrase 5B, mitochondrial. Gene Ontology annotation, cellular component: cytoplasm; mitochondrion. The transcript is spliced from 8 exons. Gene Ontology annotation, molecular function: carbonate dehydratase activity; zinc ion binding. NCBI's taxonomy places the organism in Eukaryota, Metazoa, Chordata, Mammalia, Carnivora, Mustelidae. The record is from RefSeq and is a predicted model, not a curated record. The coding region runs from base 144 to 1097 and encodes 317 amino acids.